AGGUGCGUAAUGACGUCACAGCCCUGCGGCGUAUUUCCAUUAUUGUAUGACCUGAAGAUGAUACCAAACAUCCAAACACAAGUUUAUCAUAAUUCAGAGUGACAGCUGGACUCAGCCAGUCUUCUAGCAUGGCACAUGGAACGGGGUUGGUCCAUCGGGGGACGUGGCGUCAAGAAAGAGACCGUUUUAAAGGCUCACAGUCCCAGAGCUAAGUUUACCCCUGCCAGAGAAACACGCACUACCAGGACUGUGUCGGAAUCACUGCCAGUUCCUCUACUUAAACGGCUGCCCGUCUGUCUGACCUGAACUUUACUCAUUAGUUCACUUCUUGUCAUAUAGUCUUUUUUUGGGGGUGGGAAAGGACAAACAUUCACCAUGCAGUCCUGUGCCCGGUGUGGGUUUGUGGUCUACCCGGCCGAGAAGAUCAACUGCAUCGACCAGAACUGGCAUAAAGGAUGUUUUCACUGUGACGUCUGUAAGAUGGUGCUUACUGCCAAAAACUUUGUCAGCCACAUGAAGAGGCCAUACUGCUCUGUACACAAUCCGAGGAACAACACAUUCACGAGCGUCUAUGAGACGCCAAUCAACAUCAACGCGAAGAAGCAAAGCAAGGCCAGCAGCGAGCUGAAGUAUCGCGAGGACGGCGAGCGCUUUAUGUCCACCUUCCACCAUGACAUGAGUUCCGUGGAGCUGGAGAAAGCUCGCCUGGCCGGCCAGAUGUCCAGCCAGGCCUUUCAGUCUCAGUCUGAGUUCUCACAGCAGCAGACGUGGUACUCGGGGACGGUGACCAACCAGGAGGUAGUCACCAUGUCUCAGGCCCAGAAGACCCUCAAUGAUGUGGAGUUCAUGGAAGAAUACGAGGAGUCAAAGGGCAAAGGAAGCUUCCCUGCCAUGAUAACUCCAGGUUACCAGGCUGCUAAAACAGCCAACACUUUGGCCAGCAACCUGGAAUAUAAAAAGGGACACGAGGAGAGAGUUUCGAAAUACACCACGUUUGUCGACCCGCCGGAGGUGCUUCUUGCCAAGAAACAAGGACAAAUUGUCAGCGAUUAUGCCUACACGGAAGAAUAUGAGCAGCAGCGAGGUAAAGGUAGCUUCCCUGCACACCUCACACCUGGAUACAAGAUGUCAAAGAAGGCCAGUGAGCAGGCCAGUGAUAUUAAGUAUCGUCAGUUGUAUGAACAGGAGAUUAAGGGCAAAGCCAGCGCAGAGGCAGCGGUGGCUGGAGCAGUUCACGCCAGAGAAAACACAGAGAACUUCAGCCAGAUGGCUUAUACCGAGCAGUAUGAGCAGCAACGAGGCAAAGGAAGUUUCCCUGCCAUGAUCACUCCUGGUUAUCAUCUCGCCAAAAAGGCUCAGGAAAAUGCCAGCAAUCUGAAAUACCGCAAGGACUUAAGCAAGAUGAAGGGCAGCUCGCACUUCCACAGCCUGACGUCUGAGGACAACCUCGCCCUAAAGAACGCCCGCAAGAUCAACAAGAUUGUCAGCGAGGUGGAGUAUAAGAAGGACUUGGAGAACACCAAAGGUCACAGCAUCAAUUUCUGCGAGACGCCACAGUUUCAGAAUUCAGCCAAAAUCGCCAAGUUCACAAGUGAUAACAAGUACAAAGAGAAGUACACCAGUGACAUGAAGGGCCACUAUGAAGACUCGGGAAUCGACAAGAGGACCAUGCAUGCCAUGAAAGCAAGGAAACUGGCUAGUGACAUUUCGUAUAAACAAAGCUGUGAACAGGAGCAGGGUGAAUACAACUACCCAGCCACACUCACACCAGGCUACCAAAGCCAAAGGAAACUGGACCCACUGAAAGACAAGAACUACAGGCAGCACAUCGACCAGGUCAAGUACAGCCAAACAACGGACACGCCUGAGAUUGUCUUAGCACGGAAAAACGCAGAGCUGGUCAGCAAUCUGAACUACAAAAAAGGCUAUGAAAAGACCAAACAUCAGUACACGCUAUCCCAGGACCUUCCCCAAAUCAAAGCGGCCAAAGCCAACGCCGCCUUGUGCAGUGACAUUAAAUACAAGGAGGAAUGGGAGAAGAACAAGUCCAAGGCCUGCGACAUCGGCGUGGACGGCCUGAGCGUCCGAGCGGCGAAGGCCUCCCGUGACCUCGCCAGCGACAUUAAAUACAAAGAGACCUACAGGAAUAACAAGGAGAGGGCGGCGGGGGUCAACAUGAGCGACUCCAGGACUCUGCACCAUCUGCAAGCUGCCAAGAUGAACAGCAACAUCGAGUACAAGAGGGGCUCCAAGGAGAGCCAGUCCCAGUUCAGCCUCCCCCUGGACAUGAUCAACCUGAGCCACGCCAAAAAGGCCCAGGCCCUCGCCAGUGACCUGGAGUAUCGCACCAAGCUGCACGAGUACACCGUCAUGCCGGACGACAUCAAGGUGCAGCAGGCCAAAAAGGCCUAUUCCCUGCAGAGCGAGAACCAGUAUCGGUCCGACCUGAACUGGAUGAAGGGAGUCGGCUGGGACUCCGAAGGGUCUCUGAACGUCACCCAGGCCAAGAAAGCCGGAGAGCUGCUCAGCGACAUCAAAUACCGGCAGAAGGCGGACAGCAUCGGGUUCACCCACGUGGCGAAUGAUCUCUCCAUCGCGCACGCCAAAAAGAGCCAGGAGCUGCAGAGCGACCUGGCGUACAAGGCAGACACGGAGCAGACGUUACACCAGUACACCAUGACGAAAGACGAGCCCCUCUUCAAACAAGCAAAGGCCAACGCUAACCUUCUAAGUGGGAAAGUGUACAAGAGCCAGUGGGAGAAGCAGAGGGAAAAGGGCUUUGAGCUGCGUUUGGACUCUCUCUCCAUACUCACCGCUAAAGCCAAAACAGAUCUGGCCAGUACCGUCAAAUACAAGGCGAAGCAUGAGAAAAAUAAAGGCAAAGUGAUCGGCAUCAAGUCCGUGAGCGACGACUCUCAGAUGGCGCACUCUGCCCUGGCCACCAAACUACAGAGUAACCGCCAGUACAAGAAGGACUAUGAGGACACCAAGAACAAAAACAGCGUUCAUCUGGACAUGCUGAACAUCAGCCACGCGAAGAAAGCUCAAGACCUGGCCACCGAGACCAACUACAGGACCUCCCUCCACGAGUACACGACUCUGCCCACUGACAUCAACGUCGCCUGGGCGAAGAAGGCCUACGGCCUGCAGAGCGACAAUCAGUACAGGUCGGAUCUGAACUGGAUGAAGGGUGUCGGCUGGGAGGCGUCCAAAUCUCUGGACGUCCAGCAGGCAAAGAAAGCCGGGGAGCUGAUCAGCGAGAAAAAGUACCGCCAGGGUGUGAGUGGUUUGAAGUAUACCAGUGUUGAGAACACUCCCGAGAUGGUCCAAGCCAAACUGAGCAACAAACUGGCUGUUGAUAGGUUGUACAGGGAAAAGGGGGAAAACAUGAAGCACAACUACACCCUCAGCGGAGAGCUGCCUGAGAUGGUUCAGGCCAAGCUCAACGCCAUGAACAUCAGCGAGAGCUGCUACAAGGAGUCCUGGACGAAGAUACGCGAUGGUGGUUACAAGUUGAGUCUGGACGCCAUACCUUUCCAGUCCGCCAAAGCGUCUGCAGAGAUCCUCAGUGAUCAAAAGUACAAAGAAGAAUUUGAGAAGACCAAAGGGAAGACGAUCGGACUGAAGGGACUGCAGGAUGACAUCAACAUCGCUCACUCGGUCAAUGCCAGCAAGCUCCAGAGUGAUCUUAAGUACAGGCAGGACUCAAAGGAGCUCUCAAAGUUCCACCUGCCCAUGGACAUGCUGGAGGUGUCCCACGCUAAAAUGGCCCAGUCGCUGGUCAGUGAUCAGGACUACCGGCUCACCCUGCAUCACUACACCACGCUGCCGGACGACAUGAAGGUGCAGGCGGCCAAGAAGGCGUACGCCCUGCAGAGCGAGAAAGUGUAUCGCUCUGACCUGAACUACCUGCGCGGCGCAGCCUGGAUCGGCACCGGGGCUCUGCAGUUUGAAGGCUCCAAGAGGGCCACGGACCUCAUUAGUGAUAAAAACUACCGUCAGCAGCCGUACACCUUCAAGCACACGUCUGUAGCGGACUCUCCUGACAUAGUCCACGCCAAACUCAGCGGGCAGAUCACAAACGAGCGUUUGUACAAAGAGAAAGGGGUGAAUGACCGGCAUAACUACACUACAACGGCCGAGAGGCCGGAGAUGAUGCAAGCCAAGAUUAAUGCGGCCAACUUCAGUGAGCUCAAGUACAAAGAGUCCUGGCACACCUUGAGGGCCCAAGGCUACAAACUCACCAUGCAGGACAUCCCCUUCCAAGCUGCCAAGAGCUCCACAGGCAUCGCCAGUGAUAACAAGUACAAACACGACCACCUGCUGGAAAAGGGCAAGCACAUCGGGAUCAAAAGCGUCCUGGACGACCCGGGCCUGCUGCACUGCCAGCAGGCGGGCCGGCUGGCCAGCAACCGGGAGUACCGCAAGGACGCGCUGACGGCCAGCGGGCAGUUCCACCUCACGCGGGACAUGAUGCACCUGGUGACGGCGAAGAACGCGCAGGCCCUCGCCAGCGAGCAGGACUACAGGAAGAGACUGCACGAGUACACGGUGCUCCCCGACGACAUGAAGGUCAAGUGGGCCAAGACGGCGUACGACCAGCAGAGUGAGAAACUCUACAAGUCCGACCUGAAUUACAUGAAAGGAGUGGCCUGGGACGGCGUGGGCGCGCCGCAGAUGGAGUCGGCCAAGAAGGCCGGAGAACUUAUAAGCGAUAAAAAGUAUCGUCAGCUGCCGGACAGCCUAAAGUUCACCUCCGUGACCGACUCUCCGGAUAUUGUCCACGCUAAGACGAGCUAUCAACAGUGCAGCGAGAGGCUGUACAAAUCCGGAAAGAAUGAUGACAUGCACAAGUACACUUUGCAUCCAGAUGAUCCCGAUUUUGUGAGAGCCAAGAUGAAUGCCCUGCAGAUCAGUGACAAAGUUUACAGGGCAUCUGGAGAGCAGGUGAAGACCUCGGGCUUUGACCUGAGGCUGGAUGCUAUUCCCUUCCAAACGGCCAAGGCCUCCAGAGAAAUUGCCAGUGACGUACGCUACAGGGAGUCUCACCUGAAGGAGAAGGGCCAGCAGGUGGGGCUGCGCUGUGUGGAGGACGACCCGAAGAUGGUGCACUCCCUGGCAGCCAGCAAGCUCCAGAGCAACCUGGAGUACAAGCGGCAGUCCAAGGAGGACCGGGGCCACUACAAAAUGCACGCUGACCAGCCAGAGUUCCUGCAGGCCAAAAAGAGUCAAGCUCAGGCCAGCAACCUUACCUACCGCAGCAAGCUCCACGACUACACCUGCGACUCCGAGCAGCUCAACGUCAAGCACGCCAAGCAGGCCUACAAGCUGCAGAGUGAUGUGAACUACAAGUCAGACCUGAACUCCACCAGAGGAGUGGGCUGGACCCCCCCCGGCUCCCACAGGGUGGAACAGGCCCGCCGGGCUGCAGAGCUGGGGCUGGCUGAGGGAGUCACCACUGACCAGGCCAUUGCAAAUUAUCAGCACAUGAUGAUGAUGCAUCACCAGCAGCAGGUGGAGCAGCAGCAGCAGCAGCAGACUUCACAGCAGGUGGAGACCAGCGAGGAGACUAAACAAGCCGUCAACAUGGACGCCGUGGAGGUCCUUCACGUCAAGCGGAAAAAGACCAUCCAGACGGUCCAGAAAAAGUCAACCACCACCACGUCUUCCUCAUAUAAAUCCAUGGAGAAGAAAUCCAGCACCGCCCUCUCAUCGGACGCCUUCCAGUCCACCGUGAAAGCCACCGCGUCCAGUAACGCUGCUGCGAUAAAAGAAGCUUAGAUCAGAUCAGUUUUUAGAGUUUAGAGAUGACGAAUUUCAGAAAGUGGUGUAUUUGUGGUAUCUACUUUGACUAAACGACUGUUGUACUGCAGUUGCAUGACGCGCCACAUCGAUACCGAAGGUGCAGCUAUGAACUGUAAAAGGAAAGGAAAGUGAUUUCUAAGGGUAUUACGUAGGUCAAAUCGGGUCAGGACUUGUCAAGUUAGGCAAAAGCAUUGUAAAAGUUGGUGUGAAGGGAAAAAGAAAUGCAUUUUUUUUUGUUGAUAUUUUUAUCAAAGCUUGAAGGGGUUAAAGGUCUCGUGCCUUUGUGAUCAAAAGAGCCACGUUCAACACCAAGGGAAAGUUAGGACGGUUGUUUCAGGUCAAAAGUGAUACUGUGUGAAAUAGGAAGGUUUGAAUUCAGGUUUUUAGAAGAUAUGUAGCUGGUCUAGUUGUAUGGCCAAUUCAUUUUUCAUCUUUUUUUAAAAUCUUUAGAGAUGUCUAAGGCAGAAACCUUAGUCUCAGCCGAGCAAAACACUUUGUCACAAGGUUGACUUAGCUAGUGCACUUUGAGCCAGGCUCAGUGAGAGAGAAGUAAAGGCCUCCUGAAGUGAUGUGUGAUCUACAGUUUGUCUGGCAGGUUCAGCUUUUUGAGGUUGUGUCAUUGCCCCUUUUUAACUCAAAGCUGUGCUGGGAGUAAAAACGUGCUUGUUUUAAAAAAAUAAAAUAAAAUAAAACUUUUUAAAGCCAACUGAACUUUAGUCUGUUUUUUUGUCCCCAAAAUGAGCAAAAUAUUUCCCUUCCAACUCUUUUCUUUCAAUCACUCAAUUAGUUUAUUCAGUGCACCUGCCAGUCACAUCACGCUGAUGUUGAUUCUGUACACAUGACAUCCAUUGCAGUCUGUCCAUCCCGGGAGAGGGAUCCCUCCUCUGACGUUCUCCCUAAGGUUUCUUCCCCUUUUUCCCCA
Pungitius pungitius (ninespine stickleback) is the source of this 6727-nucleotide messenger RNA. It is a transcript of the gene nrap, whose product is annotated as nebulin-related anchoring protein. NCBI's taxonomy places the organism in Eukaryota, Metazoa, Chordata, Actinopteri, Perciformes, Gasterosteidae. Gene Ontology annotation, cellular component: Z disc. The transcript is spliced from 44 exons. Gene Ontology annotation, molecular function: actin filament binding. The record is from RefSeq and is a predicted model, not a curated record. Gene Ontology annotation, biological process: cardiac muscle thin filament assembly. Bases 376 to 5781 code for a protein of 1801 amino acids.